Molecule: messenger RNA, 2481 nt
Organism: Dendronephthya gigantea
Lineage: Eukaryota; Metazoa; Cnidaria; Anthozoa; Malacalcyonacea; Nephtheidae
Product: zinc metalloproteinase nas-13-like
Exons: 9
Coding region: 86-2020 (644 amino acids)
Biological process (GO): proteolysis
Molecular function (GO): metalloendopeptidase activity; zinc ion binding
Source: RefSeq, a predicted model, not a curated record
UUUCCAAUCAAAAUGCGUUUAUGAGUUCAUCCUGAAGUGAAAGAAUCUGCGUCUUGUGCUCAAAGAUUGGAUUCUUUAAAAAAACAUGCGUCUUUUCUCGUUUCAUUGCGUUUUGUUGUCUGCCUUAGCAAUUCUUUAUUAUGCAGAACGAUGUGAAGGAUUAACUAUAAAAAUCAAACUGAAAGAAGAUGUUGUCCUAAAGAUAACUUUGAUUGGAAAGAAAACAAAGAAUACUACAGACACAAAGAUCAAUUUACCUUACACUGAUAAAGAACAAUGGGAAAAACUUCGCAGUAAUAUGAUUGGAAACAGCUCUGAAGCAAAUAUGGAUAACGCAACUUCAUUAUUUGAUCGCAUUGUUAUCACAAAUGCAUUUGCACGAUCGAAAUCAAAUGAUGGCCGGUUUCUGUACCAAGGUGAUAUUUUAAUGGAUGCUGAUAGUUUCCUGCCUAAUACGAGGAAAAAAAGAGCCAUAAUUGCCUUUGAUUAUUUUCGAUGGAACGUCAAACAAGGAGUACCUUAUAAAUUACAUUCAUCUUUGGAUGCCGCCAGUCGCCGCGUUAUUCUUAGUGCAAUGAGAGAAUGGGAAGAAUCUUUGCCCUGUAUAAAAUGGCGAGUAAAAACUGCUGACGAUGUAGAUUUCGUUCACUUUUUUAAAGGUGAUGGAUGCUUUUCUCAGGUCGGGCGUACUGGUAGCGAACAGUCAUUAUCCAUAGGCAAAGGUUGCGCAGUUCAUGGCAUUGUUCUCCAUGAGAUGGGCCAUGCUCUGGGGAUUUUCCACGAACAGUCACGUCCAGAUAGAGAUGAUUACGUGGAAAUAGUGAAAGAAAAUAUCCUGGAAGGUUUUGAGUCGCAAUUUGAAAAAUUCGGUGAGGAGGCUAUCAACAGUUACAAUAUCUCAUAUGAUUACUCUUCAAUCAUGCAUUAUUCGGCAACGGCAUUUGCAAAACAAAGAGGAUUAGUUACGAUAGAGCCACGACCGAAACGCGACAUCAAAUUUGGUCAACGUCUUCACCUGAGUCCUAGUGAUAUCAGACAGGCAAGAGCUAUGUAUCGCUGUGAAGACACGGAGUUUAACGCGACUCCGGGCUCCACAACUACCCCUAAACCCACAACUACCCCCAAACCUACAACUAUGCGUAAACCCACGACAUCAAAAACGACAACUACCCCCAAACCGACAACAUUAAAACCCACAACAGCCCCAACACCAACAACAGAGCUAGAACUAUCUAGUGGCACACCACCUGAUGAUAUAACUGAAACUACAACAUUUGAAAAACAAACAGACACGGUCACUAUGCAAACAUCUACCCCCAAACCUACAACAUUAAAACCCACAACAGCCCCAACACCAACAACAGAGCUAGAACUAUCUAGUGGCACACCACCUGAUGAUAUAACCGAAACUACAACAUUUGAAAAACAAACAGACACGGUCACCAUGCAAACAACAACACAACCAACAGAAUCGCCAAUCAUCAGUACACCCAAAAUAGAAAAACCAACGAUUGCCACAGGCGUCGUUGAAACCCAAGAACUAAAAACCGAUGCAGGAGUAGUCGCUACAACAGAUACACCAAACUUGACAACCCAAAGACAAACGAAACCUGUUACAUUACCAUCCAAACCAUCCAAACCUGAAGAUUGCGUUGAUCUGUUGUCCACUUGUUACAAAUGGAUCCGCAAAGGCUAUUGCUCACCAUCAUCACCAAACUAUUGUUAUAUGAAGUACUUCUGCAGUAAAACUUGUCAAAUUUGGAGAAAUUCGGAGUUAAGCAUGGGAGCAACUUGUGUUGAUCUGCUUUCUGAUUGCGAGGCAAAGGCACUAACAGGUCAAUGUACUGAUUUGGAUAAUCGUGAAUACAUGGAAAAUAUGUGCUGUGAAUCAUGCCGUCAGGAAAAUUGUAUUGACGAAGAUCCUUCCUGCGGAGACUGGGCUACAUCUGUACGACUGUGCUCCCUUUACCCGUAUUUGCAGAAACGCUGUAAAAAGAGCUGCAAUUUGUGUGAGAUCUGAAAAAUUUUAGACUCUGAAUUAAGUAAAAUAUCCUCGUUCUACGAACUGCAUCUUAUAUCUGAAACAUAGAAGCUCCGAGAGGUUUGUGAUUUUCAUAGGCAUAGCCGCAUAGGUUGUUAAAACUAUAGACAUAUAUAAAUUUAGAUUUUUUGUUCUAAAAUGGGUAUACUGGUAUAUAUGGAAUAAUAAACGUAAUUCGAAAACACUGCAUAAUAAAAUGCUCUCAAAUUCUUGAAAUACCAUAGUAGCUAGUUUGUCUCAAUGUUUACGUAAAGAGAGUUUAAAGCUCGAACAGCGAUGAUUCCCCCUGGUUAAAACGAGCAGUUAUGGCACGAAAACGAGACCAUUGAGGUACGGUAAUCUCUAUUACAUUAGAUAAAAAUCUAAGAAAUCCAUAAUCAUAAAAAAACGUGCCGUAUAUGAAGUAAAUUUAAGUUAAUUUUGUCAGCGCUUACACUAAA